This is a messenger RNA of Rubroshorea leprosula, 2583 nucleotides long. The record is from the annotation of a GenBank genome assembly. Lineage: Eukaryota; Viridiplantae; Streptophyta; Magnoliopsida; Malvales; Dipterocarpaceae.
AGCUUGAACGUUGAAUGCUUUUUCAAGUUCGGCUUCUUAUUCAGAAUCUAGAAAAAAGGUUAAGUAGAAAAGAAGGUCGAGGAAGUGGUGAAAUGUCUCUAAACUUUAUCUACCCUUUCCUCAUCAUCCCUGGUCUGACAUAAUCAUGACAAAAGUCCUCCGGAACUCUGCCAUGAUGGAUCUUGAUCAGAAGGAAACUGCAGCAGCCACAGUUCACCUGUCCUCUGAAAAGAAGGAGCUUCUGUCAACAGCUAUGAAGAGAACUAGUGAAUGGAUUUUCUCUCAGGAGAUUCCCAGUGAUGUUACUAUUCAUGUUAGAGGAGCUUCUUUUUCACUGCAUAAGUUUCCAUUAGUCUCAAAAUGUGGAUACGUAAGGAAACUAGUAUCAGAAUCAAGUGAUGCUGAUCUGUCUACCAUUGAAAUUCCGGACAUUCCAGGAGGGGCAGAAGCAUUUGAGCUUGCAGCCAAAUUCUGUUAUGGAAUAAAUUUCGAGAUUAGCACAGAAAACAUCACCAUGCUCCGGUGUGUGGCAGAGUAUCUUGAGAUGACUGAGGACUAUGCAGUUGGAAACCUUAUGGAAAGAACUGAAGCCUACUUAAAUGAAGUGGCGCUCAAGAGCCUUGCAGGAGCAAUUACUGUUUUACACAUGUCCGAAAAUCUCCUUCCAAUUGCAGAGAAAGUUAAACUAGUCAGCAGGUCCAUAGAUGCCAUAGCGUAUAUGGCCUGCAAAGAGAGCCAGUUUUGUACAUCUGGAAGGGCUGAGAGUGGCUUUGAUGUGUCAAUUUCUUCAGUUUCUCACCCAAAACCUAUAGUUGAUUGGUGGGCUGAAGAUUUAACUGUUCUCAGGAUUGACAUCUUCCAAAGGGUUCUGAUUGCAAUGAUGUCAAGAGGGUUUAAACAAUAUGCUCUUGGUCCAAUACUGAUGCUUUAUGCACAGAAAUCUCUUAGAGGUUUGGAAACAUUUGGAAAGGGGAGGAAGAAAAUUGAGCCAAGUGAAGAACAUGAGAAGAGGGUUAUUUUAGAAACAAUCGUGAGCCUUCUGCCAAGGGAAAGAAAUGCGAUGUCUGUUAGCUUCCUUUCUAUGCUGCUCCGUGCAGCAAUAUACCUUGAAACCACCGUUGCUUGCCGCCUUGAUUUGGAGAAGAGAAUGGCCUUGCAAUUAGGACAGGCUGUUCUGGAUGAUCUCUUGAUUCCUUCCUAUUCUUUCACUGGGGACACAUUGUUUGAUGUGGAUACUGUGCAGCGGAUCAUGAUGAAUUACAUUGAACACGAGACAGAAGGAAACCAUUUGGGAUACAAAACAGAUGAUGAGUACAUUUCUCUAUGCAGUGACAUGGAACGAGUAGGAAGGCUAAUGGAGAACUAUCUAGCUGAAAUAGCCUCUGAUCGGAAUCUUUCUAUUUCAAGGUUCAUUGGUCUUGCUGAACUCAUUCCUGAACAAUCAAGGGUAACAGAGGAUGGGAUGUAUAGAGCCAUUGAUAUCUACCUCAAGGCUCAUCCAACUCUAAGUGACAUAGAGAGGAAGAAAGUUUGCAGCUUCAUGGACUGUCAGAAACUCUCUAGGGAAGCCUGUGCUCAUGCUGCCCAAAAUGAUCGGCUUCCUGUCCAAACAGUGGUCCAAGUACUUUACUAUGAGCAACAACGCCUUCGAGAUGCCAUGAAUGGAAGUCUUACAAGUGGAGACUCCCCUACCAUUUCUUCCAAAGGGAACUUAUACCCCUCAGGCAUCUACCCAGUUUCAGAUGAACUAUCCAUCUUAAGAAGAGAGAAUGAGGAUCUAAAACUAGAGCUAGCAAAGAUGAAAAUGAAAUUGAAAGAAAUUGAACGGUUGACAAUUAAAUCAGCAGUGAGCAGUCCUAUGGGAAGUACUCCGCGUUCAUCUAAUAAGCCUCCUUUGCCUCGAAGAACGUCAUUUAUAAAUUCUGUUUCUAAGAAACUUGGGCGGCUUUAUCCUUUUGCACGUGCAGAUGGAGUGUCACCUUCCAGUGCCAAAAGUCGGACAAGACCAAGUAAGAAUUGGAGGCACUCCAUAUCUUGAUACAUUGGUUUGCUUCUCUAUCACUACAUUGUGCAGAGUUUGUAUCUGCAUUGAUUUAAGUCUAGAGAAAACUUCAAGCUGAAAUCUGUUCUUUUUCUGCUCUUCUUUGAUUUGGUAGGAGUGCCUCUCUCACUGCUCCCCUCUAAAUUAGUUUCCUUUUUGUGUGUGAUAUUGUUGUGAAUAACACUAUGUCUUUGAGAAGACACAUUACUAUAAGACUGGUGAUAGCAAUCAGUAAUCAUGGAGUUUGUGGCUACGGAUUGGUAUUUCUCUGCAUUGAACAAGCCCACUCCUUGUCUUGAGAAAACAAUUGAAUAGAAACAUCCUGUGGAUACUAGGAGAAUUAGGGUAUGUUUGGUACCAGUUGCUGGGAAGUCCUUUUAGACUUUAAAAGCUCGCUGCAUCAAACACUAUAAUUUGUAAAAAAAUGCUACAACUUCUUACAAGUUAGUUUUUUGUUAAUUUCAUUGCAAAUCUCAAGAACACCGAAUUGGUGCUUCUGCAAGAACUCCUCAUUCAAAUUUUAAUGAAAUUAACACAUUAUU